Racocetra fulgida is the source of this 626-nucleotide messenger RNA. Lineage: Eukaryota; Fungi; Glomeromycota; Glomeromycetes; Diversisporales; Gigasporaceae. The record is from the annotation of a GenBank genome assembly.
AAUAUGACAUUGCAAUGACAUCACCAAAUAAUCCAUAUGUGAGCACAUAUAGUUGGAGAAUUCCUAAUUUUCAGAAAGCGAUAAAAGAAUAUUCACACAGAAGAUAUUUUUAUAGCAAAAAAUUCUGGGUUCCCUAUACCAGUUUGUGGAGACUGAAGGUUUACCCUAAUGGCAAUCAACAAACCAAUUUUGUUGAUAUAUUUCUUGAAGCUGUGCAAACACCUUAUGAGUACCAUAAUAAGAUAUUAACUCGAGGACGGAAUUUUCGAUUACAAGUAGAAAUAAUUGAUCAUGUUUCGCAAGACACAGAUAAUUCUAAUGAAACUGGUAACAUAGGGCACUUGGUUGAUUUACCUUCGAAUUCAAGAUAUAUGGGAUAUCAAUUUGGAUUCGAUAAUUAUAAAGAUUACGGAUAUAAUCGAUUUUUAUCAUUUACCAAAAUAUUUCCUGAUGAUAAUAAACUAAAAGAAUUUGAUUUAGUUUUUCAUUUAUUAUUAUUCAACGAUUAUAAACAUAUGGAUAACGAUAAAGGAUAUGAAUGUAAAAUGGAAAAUUUUUUUGAGAAUGAGACACUAGCUGAUAUAGAAAUCCUUUUGGAUUGUGGCACUAGAAUUAAAGCUCAUAAA